This is a messenger RNA of Zasmidium cellare ATCC 36951, 1368 nucleotides long. RefSeq lists its product as uncharacterized. Gene Ontology annotation, molecular function: protein binding; protein-lysine N-methyltransferase activity. The transcript is spliced from 2 exons. The record is from RefSeq and is a predicted model, not a curated record. The coding region runs from base 1 to 1368 and encodes 455 amino acids. Gene Ontology annotation, biological process: peptidyl-lysine monomethylation. Gene Ontology annotation, cellular component: nucleus. NCBI's taxonomy places the organism in Eukaryota, Fungi, Ascomycota, Dothideomycetes, Mycosphaerellales, Mycosphaerellaceae.
AUGGAGCGGAUGGACACUCGAGAAGACGAUGACUUCCGGGCCAGAUCAGAAGCAUUCAUCUCUUGGCUCGAACAAAAUGGAGCAACGAUAUCCGACAAGAUCGAAUUGGCUGAUCUGAGACAGCAAGGUGCUGGACGGGGCGUUGUUGCAACACAAGACCUCGCCGAAGACGAAGAACUCUUCAGCAUCCCACGCUCAUCGAUCCUCACCACCGAAACCUCGACGACUCCAACCGACGCCCUCCAAGAGAUCGACGACCCAUGGCUGUCCCUGAUAGCCACCAUCGUGCUCGAAUACCUCAAAGGCACACCAUCGCCCUGGAAACCGUACUUCGACAUCCUCCCCGAAAAUUUCGACACCCUCAUGUUCUGGACCGACGACGAGCUCAAAUCCCUCGAGGGCAGCGCGGUCGUGAACAAGAUAGGCAAAGAAGGAGCCGACGAGACAUUCACAGAACAAUUAAUCCCCGUAAUCGGGAAAGUCAUCAAGAAAGAGUCCCUCCCGGGUCUGAGCAACGAACAGCUCCUCGCACUGUGUCACAGAAUGGGAUCGACAAUCAUGUCCUACGCCUUCGACCUCGAGAACCCUGCCAAGAACCGCGAAGACGGCUGGGAAGAGGACUCGUCCGACGGCGAGGGGGAAGAAGGAGCCGUCCUCCCUAAAGGCAUGGUCCCCAUGGCGGAUAUGCUCAAUGCCGACGCCGAUAGGAACAAUGCUAAACUCUUCUACGACGACGACAAGGUCGUUAUGAAGACCCUCAGAACCGUCAAAGCCGGCGAAGAGCUCUAUAAUGAUUUUGGGUCACUGCCGCGAGCGGAUCUGCUCAGGAGGUAUGGGUAUGUGACGGAGAAUUACGCCAAGUACGAUGUUGUGGAGAUUCCUGCCGAGUUGAUUAGGGAGAAGGCGAAGGAUCUCUUCAAGCUUGGUGAGAAAGACCUCGACGAGAAGUGGGAGUACCUCGACGAACAAGGCGUUCUGGACGACGGGUACGACGUCUCGCGAUCUGGGAGUGAAGAUGGACAGUUUCCUGAAGAGCUUGGCGUUUUGAUCAAUCUUCUCGCGACGCCGAAAGCCGAGUUCGACAAGUGGAAGAAGAAAGAGAAGCUGCCCAAGGCGGAUUUGACGAGUGAAGCAAAGAAGUUGCUGCGAACGAUUUUGGUCUAUCGAUACGCCAUGUACCCCGAAGCUGGAGCGACGAUCGACAGCGACGACCGACGACAUCAGAUGGCCGUGCAGGUUAUCCAAGGCGAAAAGGAGGUUCUGCAAGAAGCUGUCGCUGCUGUCACGGACUCGACUACUGGCAACAAGCGAUCAGCAGAUACUCUGGAAGACGAAGCCGCCGCGAUUCGACAACCAGCAAAGAAAUAG